Messenger RNA from Tachysurus fulvidraco (yellow catfish), 2152 nucleotides. RefSeq names its product butyrophilin subfamily 3 member A1-like. Gene Ontology annotation, molecular function: protein binding. NCBI's taxonomy places the organism in Eukaryota, Metazoa, Chordata, Actinopteri, Siluriformes, Bagridae. The coding region runs from base 154 to 960 and encodes 268 amino acids. The transcript has 7 exons. The record is from RefSeq and is a predicted model, not a curated record.
GUGCACUGAGAAAACCACACCUGUGCAGUGAAAAACAAGUCUGUGUUCUGAUCUGCCUUCAGUUUCCUCUGCUUACCAACGCUUAUGGAACUAUCAACAGCUUAAACAAGCUUUACUUUCGGAUAAAUUCUGAUAUUUUUACAUCAGACAAACAUGAUCUCGUCAGAAACAGGAGAACGCAGCACUGGGGCUUUCCACAGUCUUGUCAGUUUAAGAAAUCCACACAAAAAGAGGGAAAAUAAAAGAACCUGCAAAUCAGAGUCAUUUCAUAGACCCAGAAUGUCCCUAAGCAUGGUGAAGUUUGUCCAGAUGCUUUUGUCUAAUUUCAUAUUUAAGUGUGUUAGAAGUGAACAGAAGUCUGUAAAUGCAGGUGGUUUGCGGAUUCCCAAGAAAGUGUGGGAAAACCUCACAAGACCAUCAGCCAAAGUGAUUCUGGAUCCAAACACUGCAGAUCCCACUCUCAAGCUGUCUGAGGAUGGGCGCUCUGUAAGAACAAAGACCCACAAAGAGUUUCAUUCCAGCCAGAGCAUCUAUGAAUAUCACAGAAAAAGUGCACAACAGUAUAAUGGUUGGAUGUGUGUCCAAGCUAAAGAGGGCUACAGCACAGACAGGCAUUACUGGGAAGUAGAUGUAAAAGGUAAAUGUGAUUGGAGUGUAGGAGUAGUGAAAGAGUCAGCUCCACAUUCUGGAUUUAUUAAUCUAAACACAGCAACAGGGUAUUGGACUCUGCGUCUGCAGUUAGGUUCUCUUAUAGCUCUGACUGAACCAAUCACCAAACUCAAUCAGGCACCACCUGCUAAGUUAGGUGUGCAUCUAGAUGUGGAAAAAGGUCAGGUUUCAUUCUAUGAUGCGAUGAGAAGGAAAAAUAUUUACACAUUUAACACAGAAUUCAGGAAUUGUGAGAAGAUUUACCCUGUGUUUGGAACUGUGGAGACAGAUAAACCCCUAAAGAUUAUCUAAACAUGACAUUUAAUUGGUCUUUAUGUUGAUUAAAAUAUAUAGAAUUAUAGAAACCAUUUCCAGUUUUUAAUUGAAUUUUUCCAGUAAUAUUCACAUUUCCAUGAUGCAGUGUAAUCCAUAUGGCCAUAGUAGAAAAAACUGGUGAUUUUAAACAUCUUUCUGAUCAGUUUCAUGUAGAAUUAAGCAAAGAAAGAAAAUGCACAAAUACAAUUUUUAUUUUUCUACAUUUAUGUCUAAUCAUAAAUAUUUCAGAUGAUUGGUGUAAGUUUUUAGUAAUAUUGUAUAAGUUUUUCUAUACUAACACAAGGAAACUGCUAUUUGUAAAUUAUUUUCAUUUUUUUAUAUCUUUGUUUGUCUUUGUAGAUGUAAAAGGUAAAUGUGAUUGGAGAGUAGGAGUAGUGAAAGAGUCAGCUCCACGUUCUGGCUUUAUUAAUCUAAACACAGCACCAUGUAUGUGCUGUAUGUUUCAAAUAAGUCUUUUUGAACUGAUUUCUGUUUCAUUAAAUUCUGUACUUGUGUGAUGAAGUUAUUUUCAGGGCUAUACUUUGUCUUUAUCUAGCAUUUAAUAAAAUUGAUCAAACUUUUAAUGCACUUAACCCUAAAACAUGCACAACUUUAAUACAUUAUGUAUUGAAUGUCUCUUUAUGCCAAUAUAUUGUCUAACUUUUAUUUUGUAUGAAUGAACACUCAAAAAUUGCCCUUUUGUGUAAAUUCUAUAUAUUCAUUUUUUCUGCAUGUAUGUUUUAUUAUUUCAGAUGAUUUAUGAAAUGUAAAAAUAAUGCAUUGAAUACAUAUAAUGUGUAAGUUUUUUCUAUAUUAACACAAAGAAACUUUGUAAAUUAUUUUCAUUUUUUAUAUCUUUAGUACAUGGUUUAGAAGGCAUUUGGUUUGUAUGGUAUAGCAACACCCUACAGGGAGUUACUGUGUAAUCAAGUGCUUCCUCUGUUUUCCCUCAGACGUCUGACACCCAGGGGCUCUUUCAUGACCUUCAACUGACAUUUCAAUGAAUUUCCGCAUACAGAGCAGAUAUGUAUCCAUUAAAACAUUUAAUGGUGAAGACAUUUUGUAAGACAAAAUUCUGGAUGUUGAAAUGCACUUUAAAUCUUGAGUUGUAUCUAAUGUCCAUCAUUGAUACUGUAUCUAAUGUCCAUAAUUGAUAAUAAAGCAGCCUCAUGUUUUGGAGGCAAAACCA